AUGAAGUUGAAGGAUUUGUGGAACAAUUUCGCGUUCCCUGGAAAAAGAUCUCGCGAUGGUUAUAUUAUAAGAGUAAGUUGGGUUUUAACAUUUGUUUGUUUUGUUAUGAUUAUGAUUUAUUUGUAUUUUUUUAUUUGAAACUUGAAAAUUAGUUUUACGUUUUACAUGUUUGAUCGUAUAACUUUGUUUGGCAGCUUGCAGAACGGUUUAAUUUGGGGGUUUAUAAAUGAAAAUUGAAAAAAUUAUUGAAUUCACAGUUUUUAAUCAGAAAGAAAUGUUAUUUUUAAAAGAACUGACAAAAAAUGUCAACGCGGACACGUUUGAUCGUAUAACUUGGCUGCACAGCCUGCAAAAGCCCUCUAUUUUGUUAUUUCGCUUUAAAAAUGUAAAUUUUGGGUAACCAUUUGAUUAAAAGUAAACUAAUAACCAUACGAAAAUAAAAAAAAUUUUUUUAGGACAAAAACCUGCGUGUUCAUUACGAUCGCUACAUCUACGAGACCUAUCAGAAGACAUUGCGCGACGAUGCGGAUUCAAGCGAAUGGGAGCGCAUUCUACUGGCGUUAGACAUUGUAAUCGGGCCACAGAACUUUAUUUUAUUGCCUCACUAUUGUAUUCUUCAUUCGGCUAGUGGGUUUUGUUAUUUUAUUGUUUGAGGUUUGCUUUGAAAAUUUGAAUUUUAACUUUCCCGCCAAAUUUUAAAAUUCUGCUAAAUGAUUGUAGAAAGCUCUGAAUUUGAUCUAACUGUUGUUACAGUAUACUUUCAGUACUUGUAUAAUUAUGAAAAAUUUUAAUUUUUAAUUUUUGUUUUGUAAAUUUAAAUUUCAAUUUUCCCGCAAAUUUCCAGUGAACUUUAUGAUACCAUAUAUUGCUCUAUACCUAUUCCUGGGCAUACCAUUGUACUACGUGGAGUUUUCUCUGGCCAAAAUUACCAAACUAGGGCCGGAUCGACUCUACACCUUCAUGAAUCCACUUUACCGUGGGGUUACGGUAGCUAUCUACUUGGUCGGACUAAUUCAAACGGUCGUUUUCGCGGUUUAUGGAAUGAAGUUCUUCGAAAUGGCUAGCCUCGAGUUUUACAGUAAGUUGAAGAGUAUAGAGGCUUAGUGUAUCAUAAUUGGUAGAUAGUGGCCUACUGUAGCAUAAUUUUAGAUUAGACUGCAACUAUUGGUAUUUUUUAAAAUACAGUAGUAAUAAGGUGUACAGAGAGUAUAGUAAGGUUUAUUGUUGAAGUAAAAAUGGCUUACUUUUAGAUAUACACCAUGUUGAAUUGGACAUUGACAACUACAAGUGGACGAACAGCUAUCUAAUUGAGGAUUGUAUCACUCGGGAUAUGGGAUGCUUUGAGUCGCAGUAGGUUUUUUUAAAAUUAAUUCUAGUUUUUUUAAUUUUUUUUAUUUUAUGUUCAAAAAAUAAUAUUUUUAAAAAUUUUACUGCUAAAACACCCCUUUUCAACCCUAUUUUACCUCCCUCAACCCACCAAUCAGCUCCAAAAGGAAAGGGUUCGAAAGGGAAAGAAAGAGAGUUGUGUACGCCCAUAGCCCGUUGAACGCACGCCAUCCCGUCCGAUCUGGCAAGUUAAGCAACGGUGCGCUUGAUUAGUACUUGGAUCGGAGACGUCCUUGGAAUCUCAAGUGGCGUACGCGUUUUGAACUUUUUAUGGUACUUUUUGGUACUGUUUUUGGGUUUGGGGGUAGGAGAGGGUUGUUUUAUAUGGUUUUAGGGUUACAAAACUCUGGUUUUAUUUUAUUUCGGGGGUGUUUUUGAGGGUUUUUUUGUUAUUUUGACGUGAAAAUUAAUUAAAAAAUGAGUUUUUGGCAGCUUUUCUUUGGUUUUUGAGGCUAUUGAAGAGCAAUUUUACUAGUUUUUGGCGUUUUUGGGUAAUAUUUUUAUGUUUUAAAGUAAACUAUGUUGUAGUUCUAUUUGUUUAGAAGUACUUUUUGGGCCGAUUUUGGCAUUUUCAUAUUAAAAUUUAUGUACAAUUGUCAUUUUUUGGCCAUUUUUAUUGGUUUUUGAGUCUUUUGACCUAUUUUUAAUCUGUUUUUGUUGUUUUUUAGGUAAUAUUUUAGGUUGUUUACGUAACAAAAGUUGUGCUUCAUUAAAAAAAAAAGUUGUAUUUUAACUAAAAAAGACUGUUGUUUUAUAUUGUAGUAGAUGCUUAUCGACCAAAUCUUCUUUCAGUAACUACACCCAUUGCCAUCAACACCCCUUCCAUCGUGAUUGUGACUCUCUCUGGACCUAUGCCGAGGUCCUGUACACCAGAAAGAAGGUGGGCUUCACCCCAGUGUACCAGUACAACUUGAUGCACGAGACCAUCACCCAUCCAGCAUCGUACCAAACCGACCUAGAGCCAGUACCAAUGACGUACUACGUGUUCUGGGCAUUUGUCAUUCUAAUGUCAUUGGAAACGGCCUACUACGUGGCCAAGUUUACAAUAAUUUUAAAGUUUUUUGCGGUUGUGUUUCUGGCGAGCUGCGCCCGAACUGCGUACUACUCGAAAGGCGGAGAGGUUGCAAAUGAUUUGUUUUCAUACCUCGAGGCUCAAAGAACGUUCGACGAUGUGCUGUGGCCAAAUGCCAUCGCUAUGGUGGUGUUUUCGUUGGGGUAGGUUUUGGGUUUUUUGGAGCUGGAAAGAAAGUUUUUGCAACAAAAUUUUUUUUGGAAUUUUGAUUAAAAAUAAUGUGAAAACCCGUAUUUUAAGAUGCUGUACGGGAUUCAUUCACAAACUGGGCUCAAUUUCAAAGCGCCGCUCUAAAACCGCGACCAAAACCUUGAUUACCAUAUUUGCGGUCGAUAUUGUGGUAAAGUGCAUUGUCAUGGUUAUGUUCUACAGCGCUGCAUCGGUGGUUGGAAGUAAGUUAGUUAUACAAAAAGUUUUUUAGGGUUUCUGUUUUUUUAAGGAUUGGCUAGUUUAACUUUAUUUUGGUUUUCAUCGUAUAACUUGUCACCCGCAGUCUGCAGGCUGCUAAUAGGUGGCCUAUUGACCAAAAAUAUAUAUAAUAAGAUUUUUAAGGUCGAAAAAGGCUAUUAAAUGUCACUUUUUUGUUCUGUGAACAAUUUCAAACCUUGCUUUAAAAUUUAGUUUUGAUCGUAUAACUUGGCACUUGCAGUCUGCGGAGCGCUAAAACGUGGAAUACUGAGCUAAAAUGAAUAAAAUAAACAUCUAAAGGUUCAAUAAGGCUAUGCUAUGUCACUUUUGUGUUUUGUUUACAAUUACAAGGUCAAAGUUGAGCUGUCAUCGUGUAACUCGUCUCCGUGGCAGCCUGCAGAACACUAAACGGUGACAUAUCAAGCUAAAGUUUAUAAACUAUUUUUUCUAAGUUCAAUUAAGACCUUAAUUAAGAAAGUACAGGGUGUUCCGAGAAAUUUGGUCGCUAGAAAUAAUUCAUAACUUUGCAACUAUGCAUCCUAAAAAUGCCAAAUUUGGCACAGUUGUAGAACAGGCUAGUACAGUUUUUUAUGGAAAAUUUUGUUUUUUAAAAGUGCAAAUUACGGUCAUUGUGAAUUUUUAAAAAUCAGCAUUUCACACCGAAAUUACACAUAUUUUGGUUGUAAAUGAACAGUUUUCGUCGACUUUUGACAUUUUUUGCUUUCUUUUUUAGAAAACCGCGUUUUUUGUGUCUGCGAAGCCUCGGCGGAAGAUCGGCGGGCGUAGCCGAGUAUCGGCGAAGACUAUAACUUGGUUCAAAUUUGUCGUACCGACAUGAAACAAAAAAUUACACUAUUUUGAGUACGGUACUAUAUAUUGUGAUAUGAAAUAUUUGGGUACGGCAUGGGUAUGGAUAAAGGUAUGGGUAUAAAUAUGGGUGUGGGCAUGGGUUCGGUAUGGGUACGGGUAUGGCAUGGGUAUGGGUACGAGGGUGGAUAUGGAUAUUGGCAUGGAUACGGGCAGGGACGUCGUUUGGGGGAGGGGGGUAGGGGGUACCCUUUUCCCCCCAAAACCAAUCCGAAAAAAUUCCACAGGUCCUGUACGCAAAAAAACAAAAAAAAAGUUUUGGGAAAUCGGUCCACAGAAAAAAUUUAUUUCGGUCUCCCCCUCCCCCAGAGAAAAUCCGUAGCGACGUCCCUGGAUACGGAUACGAGUGGGUACGGGUAGGGGUAUGACAUCAAUGUGGGUAUGGAAUGGGUACGGGUAUGGGUUUGGCAUGAGUAUGACAUUGGUAUGGCAAGGGUAUGGCAUGGGUUUAACAUAUUUUUAGAACAAAAGUAAAUUUUUCUGAAAUUAAAUUAUGAUUUGAAAACAGUGUUCUUUAAAUUUGGAAGUUAUUAGUUUUUGUUUCAUGUCGGUACGACAAAUUUGAACCAAGUUAUAGUCUUCGCCGAUACUCGGCUACGCCCGCCGAUCUUCCGCCGAGGCUUCGCAGACACAAAAAACGCGGUUUUCUAAAAAAGAAAGCAAAAAAUGUCAAAAGUCGACGAAAACUGUUCAUUUACAACCAAAAUAUGUGUAAUUUCGGUGUGAAAUGCUGAUUUUUAAAAAUUCACAAUGACCGUAAUUUGCACUUUUUAAAAAAACAAAAUUUUCCAUAAAAAACUGUACUAGCCUGUUCUACAACUGUGCCAAAUUUGGCAUUUUUAGGAUGCAUAGUUGCAAAGUUAUGAAUUAUUUCUAGCGACCAAAUUUCUCGGAACACCCUGUAUAUUGUUACUUUUAUGUUUGUUUUACAAUUUGAAGCCUUACUGGACCAACGUUUACUUUUUGUCGUAUAACUUGUCACUCGCAGCCUGCAAGACCUUAGUUUUUUGUUUCUCGACCUAUAAAAUUUAAAAACAAUUAAAUUUUAGGCAACAUAUACUCGUAUUGGACAGACCCAGGUGGACCGGUAAGAGGCGUGACCAACUAUAUGAGGCAUGGCACGAUAUUGACCUUGGUAGCGUUCCCCGAGUACAAGUUUUGGGAUACGGAAAAGUUUUUGCAGUUCAAUCGGACCACAAUCAUGUUCUACUUUCUUAUUAUGAUGCUGUUUUGUGCACGACAUUGCGUGAGUUUCGAAUAAUUUUGGAAAUUUGGAUUUUUGAAAAGUUUUGUAAAUAAAGUCUUUGCGGUUAUAAAUUUAGAUUUUUUUAUAUUGUAAAGAAAGUUUUUGCCUAUUUUUUGUGUUUGGAAAGAAAGUUCUUGCUAUUUUAUCGCAAUCAAAAGGGUUUUUGAGUUUUGCAGACUGCAAGUGACAUGUUAUACGACGAAUACAGUUUCAUGAUUUUUAAGUGAUUUUUUUGCUAUUUUUUGAACUGUAAACGAAGUUUUUGUUAUUUUUUACGUUCUAAAAAAAGUUCUUGCCAUUAAGGCAGUAAACCACGUUUUCUACUUCUGCAGCCUGCGGGUGACAUAUUAUAUUAUAAAAUACGAUUUCUUGUUUUGUAAACAAAGUCCUUGCUAUUUUUGUUCUGUAAACAAAAUUUUUGCAAUUUUUCAUUUUAUAAAUAAAGCUAUUGCUUUUUAUGCUUUGUAAACAAACUUCUUGCUAUUUUGUCGCAAUCAAAAGGGUUUUUGAGUUUGGCGGACUGGUAGUGACAGGUUAUACGAUGUAUGUCAUUUUUUGUAUUUUAAAGGGACUUUUUGGCAGUUUUUGGCUUGUAAACAAAGUUCUUGCUAUUUUAUCGCAAUAAAAAGGUUUUUUUGAGUUUUGCAGUCUGCGGGCGACAAGUUAUACGAUGAAUGCUAUUUUUUGUAUUAUAUUUGAAAUUUUUGGCUUUUUUUGAUUUGGAAAGAAAGUUAUUGCAAUUUUUUAAAAAAGUUAAAAAAUACAUGAUUUUUGGCUUUUGUAAACGAAGUUUUCAGAGCCUGUACCUACUACAACUGCUCAGUUUGCUGGUAAACGCGGCCUCAGUCCGGGUGCUGUGUCGUGACAUUUCGUCCACCUUGAAUCGGACCGUUCUCACCAUAGCGUCGGGCGUAUUUCUGGCCGCGAUCACAAUCGGGUUCACGUUCCCAAGCACCUUCAUCCCCAUCAUCGCACUUCAAAUGGGCAUGGUAACCGCGAUUCUGUCGAUUGUUGUCGCCGAGUUCAUGAUCAUCGGCUACGCAUAUCCAUUCAAGGACUUUUUGUGGUAGGUUUGGGGUCUUACUGUGGGUUUUGAUUAGUUUUUACGGUAGUUUUUGAUUCAUACUGUAGGUUGUGUUUCUGACUUUAGGGUUUGGUUGCUUCUUACUGUGGUUUUUUUGGUUAUUUCUUACUGUAGGGUUUGGCUCUUACUGUAGGCUUUAUUAGUUUUUACUGUAGUUCUUGGUUAUUUCUUUUUGUAGGGUUUGGUUUUUACUGUAGGUUAUAGUUUCUUACAGUAGUUUUUGCUUGAUUUUGACUGGAAGCUUUCUCAACUCAAUCAAUACCCUAAAAGAGACAAGAAGAAGAAAAUUAAAUAUUUUUGUGAUUUUUAAAAAUUUUAUAUUUUUAUUUUCAAAAACAACCCUUUUCAACCCUAUUUUACCUCCUUCAACCCAGCAAUCAGCCCCAAAGGAAAGGGAAAGAAAACGAAAGAGAGUCAAACGUGUACGCCCAUAGCCUGUUGAACGCACGCCAUCCCGUUCGAUCUGGCAAGUUAAGCAACGGUGCGCUUGAUUAGUACUUGGAUCGGAGACGUCCUUGGAAUCUCAAGUGGCGUACGCAUUUUUGCCACUUUAUGGUACUUUUUGGUACUAUUUUUGGGUUUGGGGGUGGGGGAGGGUUGUUAUGUAUUGUUGGUAUGUUUUAGAGGUAUACAAAUGUUGUUUUAUAUGAUUUUUGGGGUGUUUUUGAGGUAAAUUUUGUCGUUUUGGGGUAAAAAUGAAUAAAAAAUGGGUUUUUGAACGUUUUUUUAUUGAUUUUUAGGUAAUAUGUUUUGUUUUUGAGAUACCAAACUUGUAUUUUAUAUUGUUUUAGAGCAUUUUUGGGUAAUAAAUAAUGAUUUUGUUGCUUUUUUGUCUCAUUUUGCCUUCUUUUUCUAGGUUUUGUUAUUACUUUCUUUUAGGGUCUAACACAGUUGUAAGUUGUAAGCUAGAAACGGCUUGACUUAUUGUGUUAGGCGCGUUUUUGAAUGUUAUACUUAGUAAAAACGUAUCUAUUUUCAAUUUUAGCGAUGUGGACUUUUACAAAUCAAGACUAGCGAAAGUCAUGUACUGGCCGGUGGUGGUGCUUAUAUUGAUUGUCAUCCCAGCGUUCAGUGUGGUAAGUUGGUAUGACAUUUCUUUAUGAAUUCGAUGUUUUUGUGUUAUAUUUUUGAUGUUAUGUCAUAUGUUUGUGUAUAUGACAGUUACUUUUUUGUUUAAUUUCCAAUUUUAGACCACAUGUAUUUGUCACCUCUGUGAUCGUACCAUACCACAGUACGCCGAGUACGUGUACAAUAAGAACGUUCUGGCGAUCAAGUACAUCCUACCGAUUCUGGUUAUACUGUAAGUUUUGGUUACUUCUACCCCUAUUUCAAAUUUUUGCUCUCUGCCCUAAAAGCUGCCAUGUCUUAUGGUCUACCCUGCCCUAAGAUUGAUCGUGUUAUGUAUAUUGUAGUAGAUGAAAUACCAUUUUUCAGCGUCCUAAACCCGUUUAUGUACAUUUGGUGCCAGAAGACCAGGCCCAAUUGGCGUACGAUGUUCCGAAACUCAAAGGAAUGGGUCGAACGUGAACAAAUCGUCCGCCGUGACAAGAAGAACGUCGAGGCGUUGGACUAUGCGGAACGCUUGUUCCAGCACGUUGCCGGCAACUCACCCCAAAGCGAGAGCGAGGAGAAGAUAACACAAGAGCCGGAACGAAGCUACGGGUUCACCAAAGAUGGCAGUGGCAGUGGAAGUGGGGAGGACAACAAACGAAGCGUCUACGCCGAUGUUAUGUUAGAUGGAAGGUCGGCGGAGAAGAAAAAGGACGAGAAAGAAGAGAAGGUAACAAAGAAAGAAAAGAAACUACCCGAAAGUCAAAGGAAAUCUAGUAGAAAUGGAAGAGAAUCAAGCAGAAAUAGAAAAGAAACAAACAAAAAUAGAAAAGAAAGAAAUAAAAAUGGAAAAGAAGGCAAAGAAUCAACUAGAAAUGUCCAAGAAUCAAGCCGAAAUGCCCAAGAAUCAAGCCGAAAUGCACGAGAAUCAACUAGAAAUGCCCGAGAAUCCCAUAGAAAUGGAAAAGAAUCAACCAGAAAUGCCCGAGAAUCAAUUAGAAAUGGAAAAAGCAACGAUAAAACAAAAAUGAAAAAGCAAAAAGAAGAAAAGAAACCCCAAAAAGAACCCCAAUAUGGAAAUGAAGACACGGCGACAGAACAUGAUAAACAAAAACAAGAAAAGAAGAAAGAAAAAGAUGAAAAGAAAGAGGAACAGGAGGAGGAACCAGCAAGCGAAGAAGCACCAAUGGAACAUGAAAAACCACAGAAAGAGAAAAUGGAUAAAGCAGACACAACUCAAAGGGAUUUGAAGAAGGAAAGUGCUAGGCCAGUGUUUAAGGUGGGGAGUUAGAAAUUUUGAAAUUAAAAAAAUUUUUAAAAAUUUUUAAAAAAAAGUUUAAAAAACAAAAAAUAAGGAGAUAAAAUUAGUAUUUGUACCUUUAUCUUUUACCCUGCCCUGCUGAGAAAAGUCAUAAUAAGUAUAAAGGGCUGCAGCCGGCUGUGACAAAGUAAGGGUAAGUGUAGGCAUUGCACAAAGAAAGAGGGGAUGGUUAUCGGUAGUUAAAAAUACCUAAAGAGGUCAAAAAAAGUAGAAAAUACAAUAUUUUAAAAUUUAAAUUUUUUUUUAAAAACACCCCUUGCUAACCCUAUUUUACCCCCUUCAAACCCACUAAUCAGCCCCAAAGGAAGUUAACUGUAAAAAAUGAAAAAUCAAUCUGAAAAACCACGAAAUUUCAAAAAAUUUUUAAAUUUUUGCAUUUUUACCCAAAAACACCCCUUUUAACCCUAAUUUUACCUUCUAUCAACCCACUAAUCAGCCCCAAAAGGAAAGGGUUCAAAAAGGAAAGAGAGAGUUGUGUACGCCCAUAGCCCGUUGAACGCACGCCAUCCCGUCCGAUCUGGCAAGUUAAGCAACGGUGCGCUUGAUUAGUACUUGGAUCGGAGACGUCCUUGGAAUCUCAAGUGGCGUACGCUUUUUUGGCACUUUAUGGUACUAUUUUUGGGUUUGGUGGUAGAAAAAGGUUUUUUAUUAUUGUUUUAGGGGUGUUGUAAAGCUUUUUUUGUCUUUUAGGUAAUAAAUUUGUGAUUUUAUAUUGUUUUAGACUAAUAACUGAAACAUUUUUGAAUUGCCGUAACUUUUUUGAUUAGUGUAAUAGGGAUUUGAAAUUUGGUACGAAAGUGUGUUUUUGUAUUUGUUAUGGUAUGAUUUUUCGAUAAGUUUUUUGAAAUUUGGAGCAAAAAUUUGCAUAUUGAAAUUUUAAAAUUGAUUUACCUAAAAUUUGUUUUAAAUUGUCUUAACUUUGGUUAAAAUGGUGAUCUGAGAAAAAUAUUUAUAAAUAAGAUGCAUCACAAUGUGUAUAGGCAACACAUGCAAAAUUUGGUAAGACUACUGUAAUCAUGGUAACUUUUAGGCCCCUCCAACCAAGGCCGCCCCAACCAAAAAACCGCCGAAUCAAGCCGAAGACCCAGCUCCAGGCGAGAAGACGGACAAAGCCAGUAGCACCACGUCUAAGAAUCCGACCAGAAAAUCGUCGGGAGUGGUGUCAUCGAAAGCCUCAUCCAAAAGACCACCGCCCAGAAAACCAACCCCGGUAAAAACUUUGGGAAAAUCAACCGAAGACUUUGAAGCCGCCCUGAACAACGACAAAGAACCCGCACCGAGCUCGCCCACGGAAUGGAAGAGCCCUCACGAGGAGUCGUUUAAAUCUCCAUCUGGAUUUGAAUGA
Molecule: messenger RNA, 9779 nt
Organism: Bursaphelenchus okinawaensis
Lineage: Eukaryota; Metazoa; Nematoda; Chromadorea; Rhabditida; Aphelenchoididae
Source: the annotation of a GenBank genome assembly